UAUGUUAAACAUUAAAAUAUAAAUCAUUCAGAGCAAAAAAAUUGAUCAAUCAAGAAAUCAAAAUGAUCGUGAAACCGUUUUUGCCUUUUUUAAUUCUCAUUCUGGUGUUAAAAUGUUCACAAGUGAAUGGACAUAAAAGAUGGUCAGAGAGUAAAUUGGAGCGAUGUUCGAGUGAAAGGCAAGAGUUCAAUGAAUGUGGAACCGCCUGUCCACCCACUUGUUACCUGCCAAAUCCUGAAUUUUGUACCCGAGAAUGCGUUGCCCGAUGUUUUUGUAAAGAAGGUUAUUUUGAAGCGUUGGAUGGUCAAUGUUAUACUGAGCAAGAAUGUGUAGCAAUCAUCAAUGCGCCUCCAAACACCGAGUCUCAUGAAUCGAUGAACUAUCAUCUUACCACAAUUCAAAGCUAUUAUAAGUAUGAAUUUUUCGAAAAAUAGUAUGAAAACCAUCAAAUUUUAACCAAUAGAGCAAAAAGUGACCCUUUCAAUGCAAAUUUUGUCACUUAUUCUUUCGUCUUCUCUUUGAUUCUCAUUACAAAUAACUUGUAUUCAGUUAUUACUUUGAAUUAAAAGUUCCAAAAUUAUUAAAUA
Messenger RNA from Tetranychus urticae (two-spotted spider mite), 587 nucleotides. Its product is annotated as venom peptide SjAPI-like. NCBI's taxonomy places the organism in Eukaryota, Metazoa, Arthropoda, Arachnida, Trombidiformes, Tetranychidae. The record is from RefSeq and is a predicted model, not a curated record.